Messenger RNA from Rotaria sordida, 1062 nucleotides. Lineage: Eukaryota; Metazoa; Rotifera; Eurotatoria; Philodinida; Philodinidae. The record is from the annotation of a GenBank genome assembly.
AUGUCUAUAGAUAAACUUCCACACCAUGUUCUUUAUAAAUUAUGUAAAUAUUUAUCUUUCAAUGAUAUUAUAAACUUAUCAAAAACAUGCAAACAAUUAUAUAUUUUAAUUAAAAAAGAUAAUUAUUUUUGGAUGAUAUUAAUUCAAAAUCAUUUUGGAUCUAAAUUGUAUCAUCGGUAUGUUAAUGAAAUAUUUCAAAACAAGAAAAAUUCUGAUUAUGAUUUAUAUCGUACAGAAGAAGAUAAACAAAAAUUUGAGAAGUCUUUUCGAAGAUAUGAAGGUUUGCACGUGUGUAAUAUAUGGUUAUUGAAUGUAUUAAAUGGUAAAGAUAAUAGUGACGGUUAUAUAGCUUAUAAAAGUAUAAUUAAACAAAAAGAGCGUCCACGUACAAAUCAAUUAAAAAUGUCUUUAACAAUCGAAGAAUUAUUUGAAUAUUAUUUCAACACAAAUAAAUAUUUAAAUAAAGAAAAUAUUCUAGAAAUAUCAAUCUAUAAAUUAAUUUCUUUUUAUUUAAUUCAAUCAAAACGUUUAUUAGGUGUUGAUUUGUUUGCAAUAUAUCAAAGUUGUACACCAAAUCAUAGAGGCUGUUUUAAUAUGCAAUAUUGGAAACAUGAAUAUGAUUUAAAUUGUUUAAUAGGUCGAUGUGUCCGCUUAUAUUCAGUUCGAACAUUCUAUCUAGGUGGUAUAAAAGGUAAAUUUAAUUCAAUAUUACCUGGAAUCUAUGAAAUAAUAUGUCGUAUUAAGCUGGAUAAGAACAAUGAAUAUUUAACAUAUUAUAAUGAAUGUUGUAAUAAAAAUCAUAAAUUAAAAAAAAGUGUGGAAUGUUAUUUUUAUGCAUUAGCCGAUCAUGGUCUUGAUUGUGAAUGUGAUGGGAAAAAACUGAAUUUUGAUUGGUUUGAAUCAAACUAUUUAUUACAUGGUAAUCAAUAUUGGUUUAAUCAAACGAUGGGUUAUAUUAAAAUAUUCGAACUAUCAAAUAUUUAUUUUGGAUUUCGAACUGAAUCAGAUUAUGGUUAUCGCAAUAUUUUGUUUGACUAUAUACAAUUAAAUAUUAUUGAAUAA